GAGCAUUCCGACCACUGUCAUUCUACCUGAGCUGGAGGUUGGUGCCAUUGAAACUUUGGAGGCGAAAGCUUCAGUCCAAGCAGAUGCAGAUGCCAUUAAAGAACGUAUCCAAAAAGAACACCAAUCCUUCGAGUAUGUGAACAAGACAGUGGAGCAAGCCCUUUGGUGUGAAGUCACCAAAUUCCUGGAGCAGUCUCAACAAGAACCCGAAGAGAUCGAGCUGUCAACACAAACGCCUCAAGACUCGGACCUGUCGACCAGCUCAGCUCAAGUGCUCAAGUUUUGCAGUGACCGAGCUGACUCGACCCUCGGCACCGUGCCGUGCCAGGCCAGAAGAGCCCAGCGCCUGUGGAGUGCGGCCAAUGUGGUGCAGGUGUCGUGUCGGAAACAGUUGCAUCGCAGAGGCUUGAUUCUGCAGCCGAUGUGGGCAGUGCCGGCCGUCCAUUGUGGAGAUGACUCUGGCGAAGCCAAUCCCUGCAGUGCCUGUGUGGGGUGUGGCAGCCAAGCCAGCACAGUCGGCAGAGACGUGGAUGGCUGGAACAGUGAAAUUAUGCCGGAUGAGGCUGAUAUCUUCCGACAAAUCCCUCACCAGCUCAUAGGGGUGCAGCUGCAGGCAGACGCUUACAUUGGCGAUUCGGAGGUUUCAGUGGCGCAUGCUGCCACCAGCCCGAUUCAAAAGCGUCGGAUGCUUAGCACUGCAGUGAGUGAUGCAGCUGGACACCAAAGUGGCAUCCACAACGCUGGAACUUCCAAAGCUGCGGCACAGCGCCGACGCCGCUGGAGCCCUCAGCUGGUCUAUGGUGUCAAGCAGGACGACCUGUCGGAUGGAAGUUCCUUGGAACUGAUGGCGGGACCAGCACAUUGCCUGGAGAACAGGAAACAAAGGAUCCCAGAAAAACCAGACACCAAGCUGUUUCGGGAUCUUGAGCCCCAAGCACAUGGGAGCCUCACAGCCAUGAAGUGGUUCGGUCUUCUUCAUGUGUUGCCAUUGCCGGCAUUUGGCUGGUGGUGUGAAACGAGUGAUCGUCACGGUUGCCGGGGGCAGUCGAGACAUUUUGUCCGAGCAGAAACACAUCCAUUUUUGGUCUUUGAAGAUAUCAAAACUGUCUAUACGGAGGAGCCCAUAGUCGUAGAUUGGGAUCAUGAUGGCGACUUGGAUGUGAUCUUGAAGAAGUCGGAUGGACUUUCACUUUUUGAGUUCAAGUCAGGGAGGCGCUUUGUGGAAGUGGAGCCCAAUCCGUUCCACGGCAUUCCUGUUGGAUACGGCCGACCUGCAAUUGUAGACUGGAAUGGGGAUGGCUUUUUGGACUUGAUCAUCGGAGCUAAGGAUGGAAUCAGAUACUAUCAGAAGAAGCCCGACCUUCAACUUCAUCAGCGACUGGGGGCCGAGAACCCCUUUCGACACAUUCUGACGGGCAAUAUUUUUUCUUCCGACAUCUCCGUUGGCGACUGGGACGGUGAUGGCGAUUUGGAUGUUCUUCACUCCACUACUUACGGUCCAAUGCAGUACUUCCAACAAUCUGAAGGCCAACUUGUGCUUCUAGAGGGGCGGAAGAGCCCAUUCUAUGAAAUUCUAAAUCAAACAAAGACACACAGACCUAUCAUGGCAGAUUGGAAUGGAGAUGGAAACAUGGACCUACUGCUGUUGGCAAAGGUUGUUCUCCAAAUCAACUCAAACAUUGAUCAGAGUUCCCUGUGCACUUCUUAUUUGUAUGAGCAGCACAAGAUCGGUGGAAAAACAAUGUUGGUGUUCAAGGACGAGCCGUUUUUCCGGAAUGAAGGGUGCAACUCGUUUGAUGGCUCUGGUGCAUCCUUGGUGGAUGUGGACGGGGAUGGUGAUUUGGAUGCAAUCUUUGGGUCGCGCCUUGGCCCGUUACAUGUCUAUAAUCGCACUUCUGCCGGCCUGGUGAAGCUGAGAGAGCUCGUAUCGAAUGCAAUGCCGUUGGACAUGAUUCAGCUCGAGUCACAGGAUCCUCGCUUUCAUGCAAAUUUGCUGCGCCCAGUCCUUGCGGACUGGGACUUGGAUGAUGACCUGGACCUGGCAUUGCUCCACCCCUUUGAUCCUGAAAAGAAUCGUUACUUUCUUCAUCUCCCAGACGACACGGUCACAGAGCUGAACGGGCCACCAAACAGCUCGUGCCCAAUCGAUUGGGGCCAGCAUUUCAGCGUCGCUGAUUUUGAUGGAGAUGGAAAGAAUGAUCUUCUGGGUUUUGCUAGAGGAGUUGUUGUCUGUCUUCAGACUUCUUCUGACUUUGUAGUGGUAGAGCCUGAGAAGAUCCCUUUCAACUAUCUACCCAACUGCCCGCUGUGCUUGUCAAAUGAGUCCUACUACUGGGUUUUCAGCACUCUCGGUUUCCCAUCCUUUUUGGACUGGGAUGGCGAUGGGGAUUUGGAUGUGCUCAGAAAGAAUCUGGUAGAUCAGGUCUAUUUGUAUGAGCAGCUGUCCAAUGGCACAAUUUUCGCCCAUCCUCUCCCCCUUCCACCAGCACGCGACUUUUCAGCUGCAGAUUUUGAUGGAGACGGUGAUGUCGACAUAUUGAUCAUCCCACCCAACUCACGCAGCUGUUUGUAUUUUGAGCGGCGGGGUGACGGGAGCCUGGAACAGCUAUUUGGCACUGACAACCCUUUCGACGGUGUGUGCAAGGAAACGAACAAAAAGACUGGACUCAACGAAAUUUCUGCUUCGGUGGGAGACUGGGAUGGAGAUGGCGAGAAAGAUUUGAUUGUGGUAAAUGAUUUCAAAGUGACGUUGUGGACAAAUCGACCAAUGGAAAGUUUUGUCGAAGUGAACGAGAAGGACAACCCGUUCGGACAGCUUCGUCUGCGCACACCAUCAGAGGUGAGUUUCGUGGAUGUGAAUGAUGAUGGGAGGUUGGACGUCGUCGUACCGCCACAGUCCUUUCCCUUGGCAUGGUGGAGGGGGUAUGAAACAUACAGUUUUUUCGAGAAUGGAGCCAAUGGAUUGCUGGUAGAGCAGCUCGGUCGAGCGAAUCCGUUUGACAAGGUCGCCUACAACAAAACAAACGAUCGAUUCUGGAAAUUUGUAAAGAACCAAAUUGUGGAUCUCGAUGGUGAUGGAGAUUUGGACAUAGUUCACAGAGAUCUGCAAUACACACGAAAUGAUGGCGGUCAUUUCACAUAUCUUGAUCCUUCUGACCCUGAUCACCCGUUUCGAGGAGUCCAGGACAACUUUUUGUCCUGCUGGACUUUCGUGGAUUGGGAUAAGGAUGGGGACCUUGAUUUGGUGCAAACCUAUAUGCGCGGAGGUAAUACUGCGGAAGAAAUAGCUGAGUAUGUGCAGUGGAGAGUUGGGAUUCUUAUGGAAAUGGUGCACAAUGGCACCAGCAAAGUGGAGAGAAACGCCUGGGAAAAAAAGAACUCGUUUCGUCAGAUGCGCUUCUAUCGCAAUGUUGGUGGGAUCUUCCAAGAACUCACUGGGUCUGCAAACCCUUUCCAUGACGUUGCCUUGGAUGGUUAUUCCUCGUGCCCUACCUUUGUGGACCUUGACAAAGAUGAAGUCUUGGAGUUGGUCCUCGGAACCGAUAAUGGCAACGAGACGCCGUUUGCUGACUUACUCAUAAAGGGAUUCGGCGAUGCGUAUGGUAUCAUCCCUCGCUUCAUAGAUUGGGAUGGCGAUGGUAACAUGGACUUGGUGAUCACAGGAACAGACAAGGAGGACAAGACUGCAGCCUCUGUGGCAAUUUUUAUGUCCGUGAGAAGGACCAAUGCAGGUGUUUGUGAAGAUGAUGCAGAUGCAAGAAACAAUAGGCUUGCGAAGAAUCUGACCGGCUUCGAAGUGACUUCUGCUAGAGGAACUGGCCAAUGCACAUGUUCCCCGCCAUUUUUUGGGCACGGCUGCCAAGAGGGGCGGUGUCCUCCAGGAGAGCGUUUGGACAGACAUGCAGAAGUGGACAUGGCUACCGAGAAGUAUCUUCAGUGGGAAGUUUGUGCGCCGUGCGAAUCUGGCAAAUUCAAAAAUUUCUCAGGCAACGAGGAAUGUUCUUUUUGCCCAGAUGGCCAUGUGCCACUGAACCGCACCAGCUGUGUUCCUUGUGCUUCUGGCACUGUCUCAUCUCGAGACAACCCUGAGAAAUGUACACCUUGUCCUGAAGGCUCUGUCCCAAACAGACAGACGAAUACUUGUGAGGAGUGCACGGGUCCAACCUACGCAUUUGAAGGAGAUGAGUCUUGCAGGAGGUGUUUCUUUCCAGCUUUGAUCUUGACGGGCGACGAGAAUUUGUGUACCCCGGUCUAUACGGUGCUCUUUCUGUUUGCAUCUAUUCUCUUGGCAGUCUUUGUCCUGGCGAUCUUCGGAAGGUUGCGCGUUGAAUGUCUCAAAAGGCGACUCAAGAAACUAGUUGCCGCAAGGAAUUGGAAGGAUUUGCAUACCACACAGGCCAGACCACUGGAAUAUGGUCUUUGGCAGCGUAGGGCCUGCAAGCUGCUUGCGCUUCGCAAGGCUGAAGUGAAGUCUCGAUCUUUGCAGUUGGGUGUCUCUCUCGACUACGUCUUCGGCAAGCUGGAGAAUAUCUACAAGGAGAAGGCACAGCAGGCCGAGUGGCGAGUCGAUGUAUGGGGCCCAACGACACGGAGCGGUUUCUUCGUGAGGGUUCGCAGCAGUGGAGAUGCAGUUGAUCCCGAGUCUGCUUGGCCUACGAUGUCUAUUUGUGAUCACCCAGAAGACCCAAAUUUUCAUCAGGUAGCGGCGCUGUUGGCUUACGGACCAUGGGCUUUGGGCAAGGGUCUGUGCUGCCCACGUGAUGGGUUGGCAGAUUGCAGCCUUGUCGACGCAUUGGAAACGGAAUGCCACAGCGCAAAGGCGACUUGGUUCCUCUCCUGGGUCUGGAACUACAAAUUCACAACUGUGCUGAAGGCUCUCGCACGGUGGUGGCAAAGGCAUCGCAUGGUCUUAGGAGCAACAGAUGAUGGAAAGGGCAUUUACAUCUGGUGGUGUUUAUUCGUCAACAAUCAGUUCCGACUUUUGGAGGAGGGCCAGACACAAGACACCAACGACUUCUUCCAUGUCUUUGGCCAACAAGUGGAGGGUAUUGGAAAGAUGCUGAU
Molecule: messenger RNA, 5064 nt
Organism: Cladocopium goreaui
Lineage: Eukaryota; Dinophyceae; Suessiales; Symbiodiniaceae
Source: the annotation of a GenBank genome assembly